ACGUGCGAAAAUGAAUGGAUCCGACAUCAAGAAGGCCGCAAUCCAGAAAGCAAAGCAGGUCGCCCACUCUGCAACCAACGCUGCCAACGGCACCAACGGCAAGAAGCGCAGAAAGCAGGAACUGAAACCCAUCGUCACCACCGAACAAGAGGCCGCCUCGGCCACCGCUUCGCCCAUGAGCUACCAAAAAUCCACAACCAGCACCCGUGACCUGGNNAGUCCGACGGGCUCAGAUUCAUCCUCGCUCUCCGGCGACGAGCAAACCGAAAACACGGCCGACGAGGAGGACUCGGAGGACUACUGCAAGGGCGGCUACCACCCCGUCCAGGUCGGCGAAGAAUACAACAAUGGCAAAUACACCGUCGUGCGCAAGCUAGGCUGGGGCCACUUCUCGACCGUCUGGCUCUCGCGCGACAAUGACACGGGCAAGCAUGUCGCACUCAAGGUCGUGCGCUCUGCCGCCCACUAUACCGAAACUGCUCUGGACGAAAUCAAACUGCUUAACAAGGUCGUCCAGGCCAACAUGGAUCACCCCGGCAGGAAACAUGUAGUCAGCUUGCUCGACUCGUUCAACCACAAAGGUCCGCACGGCAUGCACGUCUGUAUGGUCUUUGAGGUUCUGGGCGAGAACCUUCUGGGCCUGAUCAAGCGCUGGAACCACAGAGGCAUUCCCAUGCCUCUCGUCAAACAAAUUACCAAGCAGGUUCUACUGGGCCUCGACUAUCUCCACCGCGAAUGUGGCAUCAUCCACACCGAUCUCAAGCCCGAGAACGUCCUCAUCGAAAUUGGCGACGUCGAGCAGAUUGUCAAGACAUAUGUUCAGGAAGAUCCCAACAAGGCAAAGGACGAACACCGUAACGGCAGAAGGAGGAGAAGAACUCUCAUCACCGGCAGUCAACCCCUCCCUAGUCCCCUCAACGCCAGUUUUAGUCAGACCGACCUGUCGAGCCUCAACAAGCUCAUGGCAGAGCAAGGUAAACCUGUUCCGAUCACGGGCCCAAGCCCCAGUCCGAGUCAAGAUGUUGAAAUGAGUGGUGCUGCAGGCGCAACUUCUCCCACAAAGUCCAUGAAGGAAUCUCUCGGAAUUUCAGACGAGGCGGCACAAAAGGAACGCGAAAAGACUGCGUAUGUUUCCGUCAUCCACUUGGUCGUCGUGCAUCUUCAACUGACCACAAUCGUAGUGNAUAUCCUCGCCAACAACGUCUCUGGUAUCGACCUCUCGUCUUCGACUUCGUCGACCAAGGCAGCAGAAGAAGUAUCAUUCGACACAAUCUCGGUCAAAAUUGCCGAUCUGGGUAACGCAUGUUGGGUUGGGCAUCACUUCACAAACGACAUCCAGACACGACAGUACAGAUCACCAGAGGUCAUUCUUGGUGCAAAGUGGGGUGCUAGCACAGAUGUUUGGAGCAUGGCUUGCAUGUCUGGCACAAAGUACGGCAAAGACGACGAUCACAUCGCUCAGGUCAUCGAACUGCUCGGCACAUUUCCCAAAUCGUUGUGCGUGGGUGGAAAGUGGUCACAGGAAAUUUUCAACCGCAAGGGAGAGUUGCGCAACAUUCACCGUCUACGUCACUGGGCCUUGCCUGAUGUUUUGAGGGAGAAAUACCAUUUCAGCAUCGAGGAGAGCAAGCGCAUCGCCGAAUUCCUGUUACCCAUGCUCGAGCUUCUCCCCGCAGACCGCGCCAACGCUGGAGGCAUGGCUGGCCACGGCUUCCUGGAUGGCACAAAGGGUAUGGAUGGCGUCAAGCUGGAAAUCGAGCCCGGCACCAAGGGCGAGGGCAUUGAUGGAUGGGCCACAGAGAUCAAGAAGCAACGG
Messenger RNA from Aureobasidium uvarum, 1816 nucleotides. NCBI's taxonomy places the organism in Eukaryota, Fungi, Ascomycota, Dothideomycetes, Dothideales, Saccotheciaceae. The record is from the annotation of a GenBank genome assembly.